This is a messenger RNA of Daphnia pulex (common water flea), 3057 nucleotides long. RefSeq lists its product as uncharacterized. NCBI's taxonomy places the organism in Eukaryota, Metazoa, Arthropoda, Branchiopoda, Diplostraca, Daphniidae. The coding region runs from base 1193 to 2911 and encodes 572 amino acids. The record is from RefSeq and is a predicted model, not a curated record. The transcript has 2 exons.
GAAGUCCUUACGAUAGUGACGCGCGGAUGUUAUCAGCAACCAUUCAAUGUUUAUUGGCUCCCGUAUGCCGUAUCCGGUUUUCAGUGCUAGUUAAAACUGGAACCGUUUUUAAGCAUAGAAACAGCUGUGGGGUCAACAAAACAGUCCGCCCAACAGCAGUCCGGGUUGACACUUUUUUUUUCAGGUAUAGUAAUGGUCUUUCUUGGGCAUUUCCAACACAGCCGAAAGCGAUUGCAUGUAUAUUCCACAAUCGUUUUAGAAUUAAAAGUUAUAAUAUCGACUGAUCGAGUAUAAUAAGUGUACAAAUUGAAUGAUAAAAACUCAGUUAUAGUAUGCUCUUUACUCACUACACGACUGUAUUCGCUGGCAAACAGUAGCCUGCAAACUGCCUUUAGCUAUAAUAAGAUAGCCUAUGUUAACAUUUGGUUUUCUGUUCACGAUUCAUUUUUUCAGGAAAUAGGAGUGACUCUAUAUUCCGUGGUUUAUUUUCUUUCGUGUUUGAGGACCAGACGUCCUUUAAGUGAAAACCAAACAGGAAUUCACGGCCAUCCAUGUCGCUUCGUUUUUGGAUAAUUUUGCUGAUGCUGGCUAAUACCGGUUCAUCAUCCCUGCAGAAUAAUGUUUCAUGCGACUUUGCAGAAAACGAAUUUGGGCAAAACUGCAUCAGCAAACCCCUAUCGCCACUGAUUUUGCUACAUUAUUUAAUUAAUUGUUAAACGAAAAUUUUUUAAAUUAGAUAAUAUCAACACUUCAUUUUUUGCAACAAUGUUCAUUCAUAUUUAAAAGAAUUAACCAAUUUAAACUUAAUUUUAAUUUAACAUUAAAUACUUAAAUAUGAUUCCAGUUCUAACCGGUUCUAACUAGCAACUAUAACCGGUUCUAACUAGUCGUUUUUUUCUUAUUUCCUCGAAUUUCCCCGAACAAUGAAAACUAAUUUCAGAUAAAAAUUAAGCUUGAAUAGAUUAAUUCUUUUAAAUAUGAUUGAACAUUGUUUCUAAAAUAGUAAUCGUUGAUAUUUUCUAAUUUAAAACGAUUUUCGUUAAACAAUUGAUUAAAAAAUUUAGCAAAACCAGUGGCGACAGGGGUUCGCCGAUGCCAUUUUGGGAUGGCUAGGUUAUAAGUAGGGGCUCUCCACCCACCUCAAUCAUCUACGUUCUGUAUUAACCUACGAAUACGAACUCAAAAAACGGGAAUGAAUACUCAACCAAUUCGAAAACUCCCUGGAGCUAAGAAAGAAUUUCCUUUUGUCAAAUCCACCAUUGACAAUAGGAGACCGGUCAAAUUGGCAAAACCAACAGUCAAUGCGACCAAACCAACGACUUUGAAUCCGGAUAAAAUCCACUUAGUACCAGCUAAUUCCACCAUGGCUGAUGGGGCCCCACAAAUGCCCAAAGUUGGAUUCCGUUUUCAAGGAUUUGGCUCGACCUCAAUCACGGCCGCCAUUCCCAAAUCCCAGACUAUCCGUCCAUUACCAACUCAUUUGGACAAAAAGAUCCAUCCACGGGAUUGGACUUUUUCCCCGAAACCUGAAUUGACAAGCGCUAUUAAGAAGACUGAUGGGACAGAUUUGAAACCGAAACCUUUCAAAGCCAACCCUGUUCCCAGCAGUCACUAUAACGUGCCUUACCAGACUCCUAAGAAAAGCAAGACUGUAAUGGCCAAGAAACCUGACGCUAAGAAUACGGACGGGACAGAUUUGAAACCUUUCAAAGCCAACAACCCUGUUCCCGGCAGAGAGGAACUUUACCCACCGUUCUCGACUCCCAAAAUAAACAAGACUGAAGUGGCCAAGAAAGUCAACGCUCCCGGACUUGUAAACCGAAUGUGGCACUCGAUGAUCGACCCGAUUUUGCACCCGCACAAUGAAGCAUCCCCUGAAACAGUUCCUUUACCCGACAAGAAGAAAUCUUUGGACCACGUCAUGAGCAAGCAAUUCCGAGCCAAACCUGCUCCUCCCACCACUUACAAACAGUCGAUCCCAGUAGCGCCCCAAAAACGCCUUCCUGUCAGGAAUGUAAAAAUCGUGAAACAUUUGGAUCCGGCUGAAAAGGCUGAGCUGCAGGAGUUUGAGUUGACUGAAAAGGCAAUUCUUCAAAAAGUGGAUGCCCAGAAAGAUGAGAUGACUCCGUCUCUUUCCCUGAAGAAAAUUGGAUCCGGAGAAGAAGAUGUUGUCCACAACGCUGACUUACCCGACCAUCCCGGAUUGGCAAACCGAAUGUGGCAUUCAAUGGUCGAUCCGAUUUGGCAUUCUAAGAAACCGGAACCGGAUGAGAAGUCGAUUGCAGGAAACGACGAUGAAGAAAAACCGGAUGUGAAGAAGUCAGAUGUCCAGGGCGAGGUCGAAGUUCAUGAGGAUCCCCAAGCAUCGGAAGUAGAUACCUCAGACAAAUUAAGCCUGGAAGCUUUAAUGCAGUUAGUUCCGGAAGCCUUCCAUGUCCAACCGGAAGCAAAGAAGAUGGAGACUGUACCAGUACCGGAUGUAAAUGAGGUAGCAUCAAAUCCAGACGUUCUAAAUCCAAUACGAGAAGCUGUUGAGAUUUCGCCAUUCACUCGGACUGUUGAAUCUCGGUUGGAGACGGAAGCCGCUGGUAUCCCGAAGUUAAGGAGGCGACAUGUCAAGAAACGGCGUCAUUCUGACAGUCAAUUGCCUAGACCACAACACUCUGAAGAGCAUCUCGAAAAGCCCGAGGAACUCGUCCGCCCUGGACUACUAAGACGCGCUGUGGUGGGAAUAGGUUCGACUGCGCUGUCCGCCGGUAGAUCGGUGUUGUCGGGUGUUGGAUCGGUGGUCGGUUUCGGGAGAAACAGGACCCUAGUUAGCACUCCCAAAGAACCGGCUGCCAAACUCGACAAGAAGCAUCGUCAUCACAAGAAAAAGUCUCAUCAGAAACGUACAGGAAAGGAUCUUUGAGUGACGGAGGUGACUGAUGGAAUCAGGAAGGACCGGAGUAGGAUGACGCGCUACACUUGAGGAGAUGUUUGGGAAAUGUUUGGUUUAUUUUUUCAGCUUGUCUAUCUUAAAAAAAAUUCUUAUCAGUUCAAUACAAUACUAUUGAA